GAUUGAAGAUAGGCAGAAAAGAAAUGUGUGCUUCACUAAGAGACGCCACGGCCUAUUCAAUAAAGCCGCUGAUUUGUGCCGUCUUACCGGUGCUGACAUUUCUCUGUUAGUAAUCUCUCCUGGUGCUCGGAAUUGACACAGUCCUAGUCCUUGUUGGCCCUGCAAUCUUGUUGCUAUUAAAACCGGCUAAGGAUGCUGAGAAAUCCUUCUCUUGCCUCUCCCUUCUUGGAAGCAUUCUUCCCUACAAGUAAGGAAACCUCUCCUUUCUUGGAAGCAUUCUUCCAGUCUACAAGGAAGUUAUUGCUGAAUUGAAGGCAGCUGGUGCUUCAUGGAUUCAGUUUGAUGAACCCAAACUAGUGAUGCAUCUUGAUAGUGGGGAGUUGAAUGCAUUCACUGAUGCCUACUCUCAGCUAAAAUCUACUCUAUCCGGUCUUAAUGUUAUUGUUGAGACCUACUUCGCCGAUCCUCUUGCCAAGGAAUUAUAUCCUAUUCCUCCACCUGACAGAACACAAGAAGAUAUACCUCUUCUUCAAACUGUACGAUCCGCAAAAAGAACAACCGGCACCGCGGUAUAUGUGGGGACACGUUUUGUGAAGGGAAGUGGCAAGCCUAUGAAAUUCUUAGAAAGCUUAAUGAGAUGGCUGGAUUCUCUCCAGAUGAAGAGAUUUAACUUUUUGAGCUUGACGAUGGAGACAUUAUUUGUUUCCAGAAACCCCUUCCAGUCGAUACUAUGA
Molecule: messenger RNA, 734 nt
Organism: Papaver somniferum (opium poppy)
Lineage: Eukaryota; Viridiplantae; Streptophyta; Magnoliopsida; Ranunculales; Papaveraceae
Exons: 6
Coding region: 360-734 (124 amino acids)
Source: RefSeq, a predicted model, not a curated record